Messenger RNA from Ilyonectria robusta, 2622 nucleotides. RefSeq lists its product as uncharacterized. Gene Ontology annotation, molecular function: phosphorelay response regulator activity; protein kinase activator activity. Gene Ontology annotation, cellular component: Mcs4 RR-MAPKKK complex. Gene Ontology annotation, biological process: osmosensory signaling via phosphorelay pathway. The transcript has 2 exons. Bases 1 to 2622 code for a protein of 873 amino acids. The record is from RefSeq and is a predicted model, not a curated record. Lineage: Eukaryota; Fungi; Ascomycota; Sordariomycetes; Hypocreales; Nectriaceae.
AUGGGCACCAGCGACCUGGCCUCGCGCCUGAGAGCAAAGUUCUCGAAGCGGCGACACUCGGCAGCGGCAUCCCUAGCUUCGUCAAUACAGAGCGUCGCAGAUACGUCGUCUCUUGGGAGCCGCCAUCGCUGGGAUUGGCAUCGAGGACGCGACCAAAAUCACAACCAAGGCCAUGACGACAAAGAUCGAGAUCAUUCGCCAUCUCGUAGAGCUGCCAGCCAGACGCGGGCGACACCGGGAAGCUCAAGCUUCGACAGCAACCAGCCGGAUCUAAACGUCAGCAAGGAAUCCACGGAUCCUCCGUCUCCUGGCACGCGUCGGCAACACCGCCACGAAGGCGUUGACAACACGACUGGUGUUGGCACUAAGAAGGAGACGGCGCCGAUCCGAGCCCUAUCGCCGACAUCAGAAGCAAUGCCCCCCAAGUCAACACCCGUUUCAUCCGCAGCCGUUCCCACUGCCACCCAGGCAGUCCCACCCACUCCGGAUGUUCUCACAGCGCCUGAUACAGCGACGGAUGACCCAAAGAGCCCGCUAAAACCGCCUGCCCCCCGGCAGAGCCGCCGUGGCUUUGCCCCUAACGACGACCUGGGCAACGAUCUGCACAGUUCCUGGCAUGUCCCACCACAAGCUCAACCUCAUCUGCAUCCCAACUCUCGCCCUUCAUCAACUCAAUCACCCGAGCUAUCCCCCAACUCGACGCCGACGCGACCGCGAACACGCCCAUCAAACUCGAACCUCAGUCGCAUCCACGAGGACAGCUCUGCCGACUCCUCGUCGUCCCCGCUGCCGCACUCCGACGCCGACGCCGACGUGGAUGUUGAGACGGAGGCGCGCGACCAUGACGACCCGUUGAGUCCCGGCUUCGCUCCCUCUACCCCAUCACCAGCACAUGCUGCUAUCGCGACGACGACAGUCACGAUUCCUUCAUCCCCUGGCUUUGCGCCCACGUUAACACUUCCAUCCUCCUCGUCAUCAUCCCCACGGCCGUCCGGCCCGCCCCGCCGCCAAAGUCUUCUUUCCAACCGCCAAUCGACCCUGAUCAACACUCUCCUCCACAGUCCGCUUCCAGCUGAACCUGGCGCGGAAGCAACGCUGCUACUCCCCAUCGACGCCAACAUGGUGACCCGCAAGAUCUGGGUCAAGCGCCCACAUGCUUCCCCCACCCUCGUCACCAUCAACGAGGACGACCUAGUCGACGAUGUUCGAGAUAUGAUCCUACGCAAGUAUGCCAACUCCCUCGGCCGCACUUUCGAUUCCCCCGACCUCAACAUCCGCAUCUUCCCCCGUGACCAGCACAAAGACCGCCUCCUAGGCCCUGAGGAGCCCAUGGGUCGCACCUUGGAUGCCUACUUCCCCGGUGGCCAAACCGUCGACGAGGCUCUCAUCAUUGAUACCCCCCGCCGAGCCCCCAAGGCCUCUCCCCGCCCGGUUGGGCACGCUGCCAACGUCUACUCUGCCGAUGACCCGCGACCAUCUGAAGCUGGAGAGGGCUACUUUCCUCCCGUUGAAGUCAGAGCUUCGCCACAUCUUCCAGUCGCAGUUCCGGUACAUAGUAAUUCGCAAGCCCCGCACUCCAUCGCGGUCCUCGGCACAGGCCAAAUCCCUCCCAUCCCAUCCCCUGGUGGCAGGGCGUCACGCACCUACCGUGAACGUCCUGAACGCCCCCGGCUCGGUCGAACCCAUACGUCGUCGCCCACGAUUCUAGCCAACGGCCCAGUUGCCACUGCCACCAACCACGGUACGCAGCACUUCAAUCCUAGGCUACCUCAUGUUCGAACUCACUCAAAUUCCUCAGAAGCCGGGAUGCCUCCUCCUCCUCCUCCUCCUACUCUUCCGACCCCUCCCGCACCCGAAUCCUCCCAGGUUGCUCAAGUUGCGACACCCCCGGCCAGAAUCUCGUCACCUCGACCCGCUGCUAGUCGGAUAAAGAAGGUCAAGAGGAACCCCGAGCAUCCAAACCUACCACCGGGUAUGCUUAACGGUGGUGUUCCCCCAAUCAACGUCCUCAUAGUCGAAGAUAACCCAAUCAACUUGAAGCUCCUAGAAGCUUUCGUGAAGAGGCUAAAGGUGCGGUGGCAGAGUGCCAUGAAUGGGCGGGACGCUGUCAAGAAGUGGAGGACUGGUGGCUUCCACCUGGUGUUGAUGGAUAUUCAGCUACCAAUUAUGAAUGGUCUCGACGCCACGAGGGAGAUUCGGAGAUUGGAGAGGGUCAACUCUAUCGGCGUCUUCUCGUCUACGCCAAGCAGCGGCCUACCCGAGGAGGAGAACCCCGAUGAACUAAAGGACCAGGACCGGCUCGAUACCCCCUCCUUGUUCAAGAGCCCAGUUAUUAUCGUGGCCCUGACCGCCAGCUCCCUCCAAAGCGAUAGACAUGAAGCUCUAGCCGCUGGUUGCAACGACUUCUUAACCAAGCCCGUUAACUUUGUUUGGCUCGAGCGAAAAGUCAUGGAAUGGGGUUGCAUGCAAGCUUUGAUCGAUUUCGACGGCUGGCGGAAAUGGAAGGUUAUUUCUCAGGAGGCAGAGGAAAACGAGGCGGCCAAGAAGGCUGCUAAGGCUGCUGCUGCUGCUGCUGCUAAGAACAAGUCCAAGAAAAACAAGUCAUUAUCCGUUGCGGCAUAA